This is a messenger RNA of Abrus precatorius (Indian licorice), 723 nucleotides long. RefSeq lists its product as uncharacterized. The transcript is spliced from 2 exons. The record is from RefSeq and is a predicted model, not a curated record. Lineage: Eukaryota; Viridiplantae; Streptophyta; Magnoliopsida; Fabales; Fabaceae. Bases 77 to 499 code for a protein of 140 amino acids.
UGAACGAAACAAAAGAUAAUUUAUAAUAAAUGUCGUCUAAACGAAGGUGGCUCAAAAUAGUGUUCCCUUUGUUGCCAUGGCAUCAUCAAGUGUGGGCACUUUAUUAUUACCGAACCACACUCAACUUUUCUCACAAUCCAAACACUCAUCAAUUGGUGUAAGUAGAAGGCUACAUUUUCCUUCAACAAUAAGAGCAGAGAGUAUGACUACUGUCAUAGAGAAACUGGGCAUCAAGAUUGAGAGGAACCCUCCCGAGUCCAAGCUCACCCAACUUGGUGUUAAGCAAUGGCCAAAAUGGGGUUGUCCUCCAAGCAAAUUUCCAUGGACAUAUGAAGCCAAAGAGACUUGCUACCUUCUGGAAGGAAAAGUGAAGGUCACUCCUAGUGGGGAAAAUGAGUCAGUUGAAAUUGCUGCUGGUGACUUGGUUGUGUUUCCAAAAGGAAUGAGUUGCACUUGGGAUGUGUCUGUUGGUGUGGACAAGCACUAUAAGUUUGAAUAAAUCCUGUGAGGGGAUGCCUAUUGAAUAAAGAUAAAGGACAUUCAUGAAUUGAUGAUUUAGCACAAUAUUCUCUAAAAUUGGAUAUAGUAAGCACUGUUGGAGUGGUAUUUAGCUAUUGUGGCUAAAGUAGUUUUUAUUUCCUAUUUCUCUCUCUUGCUUCUUGCUGCAUUUCACCUAGGGUCUAACCCCAUUCAACUUAUUAAUAUUGAUUAUGCAAGUUCAGU